AUGAGUUCCGCAUUUGACACCAUCAAAAGAGACGAGUUGUUAAACAUCCUUGGUAAUGUAAUAAACGAAGAUGAAUUGAGAUUAAUUCGAUUUUUACUUGCUAACACAAAUCUUGAAAUCAGAAUGAAAGAUGUAGAUACGACACCUUUUCCCAGUAACAUCGGAAGUCCUCAAGGUGACGGAAUAAGUGGUUGUUUGUUUAACAUAUAUCUCGAAAGCUCCUUACGUAAAGUUAGAAAAAUUCUGGAAAAAGACCAUAUCCUUGACGAACAUUCAUACUCAAAGAGAAACGAAUCAUUACUCCCAGUGACUGAAGUGAUAUACGCUGAUGAUUACGACCACAUCACAGAUGACAUCAACAAAAAGAAGAAAUUCAAUAACAUCAUAAAAGAAACUUUAGCUAAGGAUAAUUUGUUGGUAAACGAGACAAAAACAGAACACACAUUACUAGAAAGAAAGAAAAAAGUAAACAACGAAACAAAUGAACCGUGGAGACAUGUCAAGAAAUUGGGGUCAAAGCUAGGUAUCCAUGAAGAUAUAGCUAACAGAAAAGCAUUGUCAACAGCUGCCCUACAGAAAAUAAGUGAUGUGUGGAUUAAGAAAGAUAAAAUCAGUACUCAGCUAAAAAUCAGAAUCUAUCAAACUGUAGUCAAAUCCAUAUUAUUAUACAACUGUGGUACAUGGGGUUUGAACAAAAAUGAAGAAAAGAACAUGAAUUCCUUCCAUCGUCGACAACUUCGUCAAGUAUUAAACAUCAAAUACCCAGUAACAAUAAGGAACAAGAAGUUGUACGAAAUAUCAAAAACACGACCUAUUACAUUGGAUAUAAUCCAAGCUCGAUGGAGGUUAUUUGGGCAUGUUCUCAGAUUACAGAAAGACACACCCGCUCAACUGGCUAUGAAUCACUAUUUUGAACAAUCGCAAGUAUCAAAAUUCAAAGGUCGUCAACGAAUUACGUUACCAAUCAGUUUAAACAAUGAUAUAAGAAGAGCAGUGGAAUCUGAUAACAGUUUUGCAAUAAAAUUUGGCGUCUCGCAAUUGAUUUCGAAACAUGACCUAAAGGUCUUAAGGGUAAUCGCUGAAGAUCGAAAUACAUGGAAGUCCCUUUCAAGACACAUAUAUAUUGCAGCUGAAGCAACUACUUAUACUGAAGAAAAUCUUACAGUAGAUGAUAGAAGCGAAGACAGCUGA
This is a messenger RNA of Hydractinia symbiolongicarpus, 1191 nucleotides long. RefSeq lists its product as uncharacterized. The record is from RefSeq and is a predicted model, not a curated record. The transcript has a single exon. Lineage: Eukaryota; Metazoa; Cnidaria; Hydrozoa; Anthoathecata; Hydractiniidae. Bases 1 to 1191 code for a protein of 396 amino acids.